Maudiozyma barnettii is the source of this 1044-nucleotide messenger RNA. RefSeq names its product cleavage polyadenylation factor subunit FIP1 (gene FIP1). The transcript has a single exon. Gene Ontology annotation, cellular component: mRNA cleavage and polyadenylation specificity factor complex. The record is from RefSeq and is a predicted model, not a curated record. Gene Ontology annotation, molecular function: RNA binding. Lineage: Eukaryota; Fungi; Ascomycota; Saccharomycetes; Saccharomycetales; Saccharomycetaceae. The coding region runs from base 1 to 1044 and encodes 347 amino acids.
AUGAGUGAGGAGGAUGAAGAUGAUAAGUUUCUAUACGGCUCCGAUGAAGACCAAUUGAAUACAGAGAACAAUAAUGAGAAGAAAAGAACAAAUGAGGAAAUAAGUACAACCGAGAACUCAGAUAACUCUAAUAAGAGACAAAGAACCCAGAUAUUUGAUAAAAAUCUUUCAGAAACAACUUCUAUGGAUAAUAAUGAAGACUUAGAAUCUUCUGAUGAUGAAAGUGACUUUGAUUUAGUGAUAGUAGUUAGUAAAGGUAAAGAUCCAACACGUCUGGAUUCCAAUUCUAUUCUGGCUUCAUCAGCUGCCACCAUAUCUGGAGGAAUAACGAUGACAGCGCCAGUAUUGGCUACGUCUAGUGGUGAUUCUAUUAGUAUCGCAACCGACACAAAUGCAAGUAAUGAGCAAGAGAAGAGAGGAGUAUCGACAGGCGCUGAUGAAAAAGAACUGGAAGAACAAGCAAAGGCAUCCAUAGAUAUGGCUCCUGGAUCACUGGAUAUUGAUAAGGAUGGGUUAUACGAUGGUGAACCAGUAACACAAAUUGACCCCGAAGUCUUGAAAGAAAAACCUUGGAGAAAACCAGGGGUUGAUAUAAGUGAUUAUUUCAAUUACGGAUUUAAUGAAUAUACAUGGAUGGAAUACUUAGAUAGACAGGAGAAAUGGAGAGAGGAAUAUAAUCCACGAAAAAUAUUAAUGGGUCUUCUCUCAUUACAACAACAAGGUAAAUUGGAUCCUACCCCAAGCAAAGAUAUCUCAGUUAAUCAAAACACAAUACCGAAUAUGCCAGAUAUGAAUAUGGCUAUGAAUAAUAAUAUGAAUAUGAAUAUGAAUAUGAAUAGGAAUGGAAAUCCUGCUCAAAUGAUGAAUCCAUUUCCUAUGUUUGGAGGGUUUCCUCCUUUCAUGCCAGGUAUGCUACCUAACAUGAAUCAGCCACAAGCUCCAAAACAGGGUAAUACUGCUAAACCCCAACAACCCCAACAAGGACAGCAACAACCUCAACAAGGACAGCAACAAGCGCAACCUCAACAAACAAAGAAGAAAUAA